Molecule: messenger RNA, 1057 nt
Organism: Daucus carota subsp. sativus
Lineage: Eukaryota; Viridiplantae; Streptophyta; Magnoliopsida; Apiales; Apiaceae
Product: oleosin L
Exons: 2
Coding region: 449-862 (137 amino acids)
Biological process (GO): sexual reproduction; lipid storage
Cellular component (GO): extracellular region; monolayer-surrounded lipid storage body; membrane
Source: RefSeq, a predicted model, not a curated record
GAUCCUGAGGAGUUUCACAAGCUCAUAACAGAAGUCUUUAGGCUGAAUCUGGUUAUUAUCUGAACAUAGCCCAUCAUAUUUUUUGGGCUAAAUUUAACGUACUCGGGUUCUACAGGGCCAUGCUCUGAAGAAAUAUUUUGAAAAAUCGAAAAAUACAAAGUGCAGGAGAAUACCGUCAGCUUGGUCAAUGAAAACAGCUCCUCUGAGUCAAUAAGACAAAAUGAAAAGCUACGUGUACGAAACUAACGAGCCACCUCUGCAUGCAUGCAAAUCCUCGAACACGCGGCACUAGCCUCCAUAACACGUGGCACGCCUACACUUCACGCCUGUCACUAUAUAACACACUCACCAAGCCACAUAACAUCCACAUCAAAUCAAAGUGUAAACAAAACAUAAUAUAAUUUAAUAUAAUAAUAUAGAGAAUACACAUACAGAGACUUGAGUACUAAUGGCUAGUGUUCGCAGGAAUCCACAAGGGCAGCACCAGAUGGAGCCGGCAGAUGAACCGAAGGCUCACAAAGUGGUGAAAGCAGCGACUGCAGUGACAGCCGGUGGCUCACUGCUCCUCCUCUCCGGCCUCACUCUUGCCGGCACGGUGAUCGGACUAGCAGUCGCCACUCCUCUGGUUGUCAUCUUCAGUCCUGUGCUCGUUCCCGCGGCUAUCUUUGUGUUCCUUAUCAUCUCCGGCUUCUUGGCUUCUGGAGGUUUCGGUGUGGCCGCAGUCUCUGUGCUCACAUGGAUCUACAAGUACUUGAAAGGAGGGCAGGCAGUGGGAUCAGAUGCGUUGGAGCAGGCAAGAAUGAAGCUGGCGGCCAGGGCUCGGGAGAUGAAGGAAAGGGCUGAGCACGCCACCAGUACUUAGCUGCACUUAAAAUUCUGCAUCACUUUCUUUUAUAAUAUUCGAUUUGAGAUGCGUCUUCUUUAUUUACCUCUACUGCGUAAUUGGAGUUGUAAUAAUCAGACAUCUGUAGUUUUAAUAGUUUAAUUUGGUGAGUCCAUCUGUCCCUGCAACUGCAAUCUCUGGAUAUCAAGAAAAAUCGGUUUCCAAAUAACUUAU